Acanthosepion pharaonis is the source of this 1755-nucleotide messenger RNA. NCBI's taxonomy places the organism in Eukaryota, Metazoa, Mollusca, Cephalopoda, Sepiida, Sepiidae. The record is from the annotation of a GenBank genome assembly.
AUGUCUCCGUCUCUCUCUGAACCGUCGUGUCUCCGUCUCUCUCUCUCUGAACCCGUCGUGUCUCCGUCUCUCUCUCUGAACCGUCGUCCUUCGUGUCUCCGUCUCUCUCUCUCUGAACCGUCGUGUCUCCCGUCUCUCUCUCUCUCUCUGAACCGUCGUGUCUCCGUCUCUCUCUCUCUCUCUCUGAACCGUCGUCUCGUGUCUCCGUCUCUCUCUCUCUCUUUCUACUAUCAUGUCUCCGUCUCUCUCUCUCUCGCUCUUUCUACUCUCUCCGUCUCUCCCUCUCUCUCUCUUUCUACUGUCUCCGUCUCUCCCUCUCUCUCUCUCUCGCACAUGUCUCCGUCUCUCUCUCUCUCUCUCUUCUACUGUCUCCGUCUCUCCCUCUCUCUCUCUCUUUCUACUGUCUCCCUCUCUCUCCUCUUUCUCUCUCUUUCUCUCUCUCUCUUUCUACUCUCCGUCUCUCUCUCUCUUUCUACUGUCUCCGUCUCUCUCUCUUUCUACUGUCGUGUCUCCGUCUCUCUCUCUCUUUCUGCUGUCUUUCUCCCUCUCUCUCUUUCUCUCGAUCUAAAUCUCUCUCUCUCUCUCUCUCUUUCUGUCUCUCUCGAACUCUCUCUUUCUACUAUGGUCUCUCUCUCUCUCUCUCUACUGUCGUGUCUCCGUCUCUCUCUCUCUUUCUAUGAACUUUCUCCGUCUCUCUCUCUCUUUUCCAUUGUCGUGUCUCUCUCUCUCUCUCUUUCUACUUUCGUAUCUCUCUCUCUCUCUUUCUACUAUGUCUCUCUCUCUCCUCUCCUACUGUCUCGUCUCUCUCUCUUUCUACUGUCGUGUCUCCGUCUCUCUCUCUCUUUCUACUGUCGUGUCUCCGUCUCUCUCUCUCUUUCUACUGUCGUGUCUCUCUCUCUCUCUUUCUACUGUCGUGUCUCUCUCUCUCUCUUUCUCUCUGUCUCUUCUCUCUUAGAAUUUAAACCCUCUCUGUCUCCGUCUCUCUCUCUCUCUUUUUACCGUCGUGUCUCCCGUCUCUCUCUCUCCUUCUAUUUCUCUUUCUUUGACGUGUCUCCGUCUCUCUCUCUCCUUCUACCGUCGUGUCUCCGUCUCUCUCUCCUUCUUCUUCUCCGUGUCUCCAUCCCGUCUCUCUCUCUCCUUCUACCGUCGUCCGUCUCUCUCUCUCCUUCUCUCCAUUUCUCCAUCUCUCUCUCCUUCUCUCUCUCCCGUCUCUCUCCAUCUCUCUCUCUCCAUCUCUCUACCGACAUGUCUCCCAUCUCUCUCUCCAUCUCUCAACUGAUGCCUCCACGUCAGUCUUUCUCUCUCUGUUUCUCACCUGGUUCUUUCUUGUCUGCCUAUGCUUCCCUAACCGUUUCUGUCUGCCAAUACUUAUUCUUUCUCUCUCUCUCUCGCUUCUGUUCAUCAUUCUCCUUCCCAAUAUACUCUCUUUUUCUUUUUCCUUCCCUGAUUGUUUUUAUAUUCACUCUCUUAUCUGCCAUUUUUGCUAUCAAACCGAAUAUCACCUAUAUCUACCCUUUCUUCUCUCUCUCUCCCAUUUUCUUUCUCUCACUACUCUCACUCUCCCCAUUUUAUUUCUCUGAUUCCUUGCUACUUUUCACCAUGUUUCUCUCACUUUAUCCAUCCCUCUUGUCCUCAUCUGUCUUUUGUGUCUCUCUUCACCCUCUCUGUAACUUGAUUAUUUUCUUUCUUUUUGAUCUCACCUCAUUCUCUUUUGUGAUUAUAUUUCUUUGUUUCUUCCUGUUUGGUUCUUUUUAA